Diaporthe batatas is the source of this 684-nucleotide messenger RNA. RefSeq lists its product as uncharacterized. NCBI's taxonomy places the organism in Eukaryota, Fungi, Ascomycota, Sordariomycetes, Diaporthales, Diaporthaceae. The record is from RefSeq and is a predicted model, not a curated record. The transcript has 2 exons. Bases 1 to 684 code for a protein of 227 amino acids.
AUGGGCGCAAACCAAAGCACGGCUGGCCAUCGGCCGCGAAAGAACAAGUCGAGCCCGCCCCCACCGUAUUCCAACGGCGUGACCACGACCGCAACUCCGAAGCGCGAUGGCCCCCAGGAGCCCGCAACAAAGGGCCUCCCGCUCAGCCCUGAGCAGCCAGGCGAGCAGUGCACAGCAGAGCUAGCCGCAAAGCUGCAGUCACUUGAGAGGGCUGUCUCUGAACUACAGCGCGUUGGAGCGCCAAAGUCAUCCAAACAAGCCAAUCUCACCGGUGCGAGCAUAACCCCUACUGACGGAACACAAGAUACCAUCGGGGACCAGCUUCAGGCCAUGAAAGAUAAGAACCAAAGUCUAAAAGAACAGAAGAGGAACUUAGAAGAGCAGAAGAGGAACCUAGAAGAGCAGAAGAGCAGCCUGGAGGAAGAGAAGAGCCAAUGGGCAAAAGACAAGGAAAGGCUGGAGAAAGAGAACAGGAGUUUGGAAGAAAAGACGAACCACAUAGAAGGGCGUUUGGAUGAACAGCGGUUGGCCCAGCAGGACAGCUACAAGACUAUAAUGACACAGCUGAAGGCAAUGAACAAAUUGAACGACAUCAAUUCGGGGCAUUUAUCGAGGAUCCGGGAACUUCAGGAUGAUGUGCAAACACUGGCGACUGAGGCAUUGAAGGCAAAGGUACUGGAAUGA